GGGAUCCCCAGCUGAGGCGCAGGGGCGGUCCCUGCCGGAGGAAGCAGGAAACGAGGCCGGGGCAGAGGAGCGUUACAGAUCUCAAGUAAAUGUCCAACAUGCUUCAUCGGACCAUUCAUCUCUUCCGGAAGGGACUUCGGCUCCAUGACAACCCAACUCUUUUGGCCGCGCUGGAGUCCUCGGAGGUUGUGUAUCCAGUUUACAUUCUGGAUAGAAAGUUCCUGAUGUCGGCAAUGCACAUAGGGACUCUGCGCUGGCAUUUCCUGCUGCAGUCCCUCGAGGAUCUGCACAGGAGCUUAACCAAACUGGGCUCAUGCUUACUGGUCAUUCAAGGAGAGUAUGAGUCGGUUCUUCGAGACCAUGUUGAAAAGUGGAACAUUACCCAGGUGACUCUGGAUGCCGAGAUUGAACCCUUUUACAAAGAGAUGGAGCAGGCCAUACAAGCUCUGGGGGGAGAGAUGGGAUUUGAUGUGCUUUCUUCAAUGGGCCACACUCUUUAUGACAUCAGACGGAUUUUGGACAAGAAUGGUGGAACUCCUCCCUUGACAUACAAAAGAUUUCUUCAUAUUCUCUCUGUGCUUGGGGACCCUAACGCGCCUGUACGGAACCUGACAGCUGAGGAUUUCCAGAGAUGUAAGCCUCCUUCUGCGCUUGGCCUGGUUGAGGGUUACCAGGUGCCUCGCCCUGAGGAUUUGGGUAUCCCCCAACAGAGCCAGUCCCCCUGGAGAGGAGGGGAAAGUGAAGGGCUGCAGCGAUUGGAACAACACUUGAAAAAUCAGGGCUGGGUCGCCAGUUUUACUAAACCAAAAACAAUUCCGAAUUCUCUGCUUCCAAGUACUACAGGACUGAGUCCCUAUUUCAGCUUGGGCUGCUUGUCAGUUCGAAGUUUUUUUUAUAGAUUAUCAAACAUUUAUGCACAGUCCAAGAACCAUUCUCUGCCACCUGUAUCACUACAAGGACAGCUUCUGUGGAGAGAAUUCUUCUAUACAGUGGCAUCGGCGACACCAAAUUUUACCAAAAUGGUGGGGAACCCCAUCUGCCUUCAAAUCAACUGGUACCAGAAUGCAGAGGGACUUCACAAGUGGAGAAUGGCACAGACAGGCUUUCCGUGGAUUGAUGCUAUCAUGACGCAGCUUCAUCGGGAAGGUUGGAUUCACCACCUUGCUCGCCAUGCCGUUGCCUGCUUCCUGACUCGAGGAGACCUCUGGAUCAGCUGGGAAGAGGGCAUGAAGGUGUUUGAAGAGAUGCUGUUAGAUGCAGAUUACAGCAUCAAUGCCGGAAACUGGAUGUGGCUGUCAGCCAGUGCUUUCUUCCAUCAGUACACACGCAUUUUCUGUCCUGUCCGCUUUGGCAAACGCACAGAUCCAGAAGGGCAGUAUAUCCGAAAAUACCUCCCAGUGCUUACAAAUUUUCCUUCCAAGUACAUCUACGAGCCUUGGACAGCACCAGAAGAGGCACAGAAGCAGGCAGGCUGUAUUAUAGGAUUUCCAGCUCACUUUCAGGCCACUUGCAUGACGGGACACUCGCUGCUGUGAUUCUUCAACCCACCCACUGAGAAGAUCCAACACCUCUGGGAUGCUCCAAGCAGGAAAGUGUCUUGAAUGAUAAUCACCUCUGUUUCCUUGAGAAGCUGCCAUGAGGACCACUACACAAAGAGCCAGACACCAGGAAAUGGAUCUUAACGUUCUUGGGGGGUUGCAGGUGGGAGGGGCAUAUCUGUUUACGCGGCUGCAGAGCAGUGGAGUUCAAAGUGCUGGCUAGAGUGGCUAAUCGGGCAUUGUGGGAAACAUGCUGGAAUCCAGUAAACUCAACAAAAAGCCUACUGUGGUACUCACUGCAUGAUUGCUGACAGUAAAGAGAAAGGGAAAGACAAAAGUCCCUUGCAGAGCUGGAAGUUUUUUGCCCUCAAAACUGGGUGUUUGUCACGAUGUCUGUCACUUUGCAAUGGGAACGCCCUCUGGGUUUUAUUGCCUAAAAGGGUUUUUUGGUGACAAAACUUGCCAAUAUAGAAAAGGCCAUAGUUUCAGUAUAUCGAUGCAUCUCCAUAUAUAGUUUCACAAUGAUAUUAAUAACCAGUGGGACCCUGGCGUUAUGUAUGAUCUCACAUUGGUGAACCAGAAUGUACAUAUCAAGAAUCAAGAUAUUCCUGUAUCUUCCUUUCCCGUUGGAAUCAAGAAGUUCUUGGGUCAGGCUAAAAUCUUAUUUCUGGUUAUCUAAUGAUCUCAUCCUCAUUCAGAGAACAAUCAGAAACUGCAGAAUGAAGUGGGGCAUAGACCCUUGGCACAGGGUAAAUUUAAUUCCCAGCUUUCCAGGGCAUACUCUUUGACAGUCAGUUGAAGGGCAAUAAAUGAAAAAGCAUGAAUAUUUCAAGUUCUGGUGCAAAUCCAUUUGAAAAGAUAGUGUUUAAAUAGAUUACAUGUGUAGA
Molecule: messenger RNA, 2425 nt
Organism: Pelodiscus sinensis (Chinese soft-shelled turtle)
Lineage: Eukaryota; Metazoa; Chordata; Testudines; Trionychidae
Source: RefSeq, a predicted model, not a curated record